Molecule: messenger RNA, 1645 nt
Organism: Brassica napus (rape)
Lineage: Eukaryota; Viridiplantae; Streptophyta; Magnoliopsida; Brassicales; Brassicaceae
Exons: 5
Coding region: 641-1465 (274 amino acids)
Source: RefSeq, a predicted model, not a curated record
GAUUGAGGAGUUGUAUCAUCUGAGCCAUUGCUGCAUCAUAAUGGAGGAUGAAGCAGGAUUGGCCGAGCGGAAAGAGAGGAUCUUGUCUUUGAUUUGCCUAUCGAUUCGACGGGUUAGAGACUGAGAGGAGGUGAAGGUCUGUCUGUGAAGUCUUGUGUUCCGUUCAGUCCAUGACCAGUACAAGCAUGCUUGCCAACAGAUAAGAGAUAGCUUACCAAUUGGUGAUCGAGGAUUGAGACCAUGAAGUUGUUCCAAAACUCUGCUCCAUAUUCGUUCUGGUUGUAAGCCACAUCUCCUUAUCAGUAAACUCCCGAUUCCCCAGGUGUACGAACAAUAAAAAAAAAGGUGGUUGCGACUUUCAGGUUCCAAGUUGCAAAGCAAGCACAACGGUGAUGUCGCUAGGCCCCAACUAAUUAUUCUGUCUCGGGUGGGACAUCUAUUCAACACAAACAACCACGAUAGGAAGCUAUGCCUAGGGAUCCCACUCUUGUUCCAUACUGUCUGAUGCCACUGAACAUGAGAUUGAUCAUUGUGAGCACCGCAUGAAUCUGUACUUGAGCCUCAGAUCGCGCUGGAGGAAGUUGCCAAGCACCAUUAAUUUGAAGGGAAGCGAGAGUUGCCAGCUCCGGAAUCCCAAGUGAUGAUGAUGCGCCAAGUUGAAGAAACUGUCUUAUGCUGCCUAGCAAGGACCAAUUAUCCGUCCAAAACCGACAAUUUGUUUAUUUGCCAAGAGAACCUCCUGUUGGGUGGUGUAGUCCACAAGUUGUUGAGGCUACCUUGCAGUUUGUUCAUCAAAUAUUUUAUCAGAAAGAAAAGCCAUGUUUCAUUCUUUUAUGCUGCCGAGGAAUUGAGGUUCGAAAUCGUGUCGGAUGAUGACGUUGCGAAGAGAACAGUUACCAUGAGCAUACUUGGGACCCUAAUUUCAGAAGGCUACAAAACGGUCAAAGCAAGAAUCACCGUCAUUCCUAGGGAGGAAGACAUUACAAAAAGCUGCUUGGAGUACACCUUCGAGUUCGACAAGAUUAAAAAUCACAUCAGAAAAACUGAGAUCGUCGAAUCUCUACUCACGUACAUCGAUAUAAGCGAUACCAAUAAUAACAGAAGUGAUGAUAAUUUUAAGUACAACUCCUUUGACGCUGGGUAUCCGGCGGAAGAAUACUUCAAACGUAAAGUCAAAGCAUUUAAAGAAGAUGAUGAUGACGUGACGGUGGGUGGUGUGAAUAGGAAAAAUAAGAGAUUUACGGUGAGUUUCAUCAGCGCUCCUUUCUUGUCGGAUUCUUACGAAGACGGAAGUAUUUUCCAGAGUAUGGAAGUAACCAUCACUAUUACUCCUAAGAAAGAUGAUAACAGCCGUAGCCGCGUGAAAUGGACCAUCAAGGUCGAGAAGUUUGAUUAUAGCAAGGAACAAGCAGACUUCUUUCUCAUAGCAGCCGAUCAUAUCCGUGAGACUAUUAUGGCUGCAUAGAGUUAAGCUUCGUAAAUAAAUGUUAUAAAUCGAAAGGUUCAUCUACAUAUAGGACCGUCUAAAUAAAGUGGCACCUAUAUCUAUUUAUAUGUGUAUGUUGCAUGAAUUUCUUAUAACAGUUGGUAUCUGGGGAUGCAUGGACGUUGUAUGCUCGAUGAAUAAUAUAUUGAUAUUUGCAUA